AGGAACAGGUAUCUUCUGCUGGGAAACCCCAGAAAGGACUGGUAGAUCCUUACCCAACGUUUCAAAGAAGAAAAACCCCUCGUUUUCUUAAAAUUGGAACUCCUUUCUAUCAGGACAAUCAACUUCAAGUCAAAGUCUACUGGAAGAAGACAGAUGUCAGCAUGAAUCAAUUCCAAGUCCACUGGCUACUGGAGUCCUGUGCACACAAUGAUACCAAAGGACUUGGGAAAGUAACUGAGCUGACUUAUGAAAACUACAUGAUUCUGAAGGACUUGUCAUUUUCAUGCAAAUACAAAGUAACUGUUUUGCCUGCAAAAUCUAAAGGUCGUUUUAAGGCUGAGAGUGUUUUCUUUGUUACCCCACCCUGCUCUUCAUUUAAAGAAAAAAAACACAAGCACAUUAAUUGUCCUGCUNNNNUAGUGCCAGUUCUACCCAAAGUGUUGGCCAAACCCGAGAAUCUAUCUGCGUCUUUCAUUGUCCAGGAAGGUAACAUCACUGGUCAUUUUUCCUGGAAGAUAUCUAAGGCAGACCUUCACCAGCCCAUGACAGGGUUUCAAGUCACUUGGGCAGAAGUAACCACAGAAAGCCGGCAGAACAGCUUACCCAACAGCAUCAUUUCGCAGUCGCAGAUACUACCAGCAGAUCAUUAUGUACUUACUGUGCCCAAUCUGAGGCCAUCGAUGCUGUACCGUUUGGAAGUUCAAGUGCUGACGACUGGUGGGGAAGGGCCAGCUACAAUAAAAUCAUUCCGAACACCCGAUCUUCCUCCAUUUUCACCCCACAGACCUCAUCUGAAGCAACAUCAUCCACACCACUACAAACCACCCCCAGAGAAAUAUUAG
Molecule: messenger RNA, 842 nt
Organism: Antrostomus carolinensis (chuck-will's-widow)
Lineage: Eukaryota; Metazoa; Chordata; Aves; Caprimulgiformes; Caprimulgidae
Product: anosmin-1-like
Exons: 6
Biological process (GO): neuron differentiation
Cellular component (GO): cell surface
Molecular function (GO): protein binding
Source: RefSeq, a predicted model, not a curated record